Lates calcarifer (barramundi perch) is the source of this 2061-nucleotide messenger RNA. RefSeq lists its product as uncharacterized. The record is from RefSeq and is a predicted model, not a curated record. NCBI's taxonomy places the organism in Eukaryota, Metazoa, Chordata, Actinopteri, Centropomidae. Bases 243 to 1724 code for a protein of 493 amino acids. The transcript is spliced from 2 exons.
CAACUCUGUCACAGCUGAUAAUAAUCAGCUUUUGCAAUUUUUUUUUCAUGUCAAUGAAGAGAUUAUUACUUGAAUUCUUCUCGAAUACAGAAUAAUUCCUCUGUGUCAAACGUCCUAAAAGAACUAGCUAUUCUUGUUUCCCCAGUUUUAAUUUACAAGGCAACAGUAACCUCAAAGGGAGUUACAACUAGUCUCACACAAACACAGAGAACAGAUACUUCACUGCAGCAGACUAACACAGGAUGAUGAGGAUGUCAGGAAGAGUCACAAGUUGCUGUGUUGCUCUGUUCCUUGUCCUGACCUCUGUGUCAGCUGUACAAAGGCUCAACUCAAUCAAUGAUUUGAAGAGAAUCAACUUUGGCCAAUCUGUGCCCAAGCACAGUCUUCUGCUGCUCCACUGGUUUGCCAACGUGGUUGAUAUUGACAAUAAUAAUGUCAUACAGUUGACCUUUGAUCCAAACAGUGGAGAUUAUGGUUCACAUCAUUAUGGCAACUUUGAGAGGCUACUGGACCCACUGCCUCAUGGAAAUAUCAGACACCGGUACUACACUGUUGGCAAUCUCAAUCAAGGGACCUCAGUGCGACUUCCACAGUAUGUCCUCCAUCCCCCAAUAGAGUAUGCUGGAAGAAACAGGGACCGGAUCAUAUUCAGAGUCAGAAACACAGGACCACAAGCUUCACAGUGGAUACUUCAAGUGUACCUCACACAACAUUAUGAGACGUCAGAACAUCAGGGGACAAGGUAUGAUCCAGAACAUACAUACCAGGUCACUACCAACCUUUUAAGAGAGAUCAGACAGUUUUCUGUGGGAGAAGGCCAACAAUCCCUGACAGAGCUUAGAGACCACUUUGGAAGUAUCGCUGAUUUAAGGGACAUCAGAAACACAUGGGGUGACCUUGCUUGUCUUGGACUGCUGUUGUUUAUUGUGAUCCAGGAAAAGUACUCCUCUCACCAACGCAACAACAGGCCUCAACGUGCAGUGAGAGGAAACACACAAACUGAUUUUGUUGUCAACAUCCCAGAACACAGACAGAAUUAUAUGGAUGCUUAUGCUUCAAGGAUUAUAGCAUUUCUACAAGACCAGAGGGAUGAGAUAAAACUUGAGGUGAUAACUGGCAGAAACGGAAAAGCCAAGAUUCUUUGGAGCAACAUUCCUGGAGAUCGUCUAAAAGAUGGAGUGAUGGUGGUGCUUUUCAAGAACAAUGAGGACCAGGAAGCCAGCAGGACUUAUGAGUGUACUGGGAACAGACAAUCAGGCAGUUUUGACACCUCAGUACCUCUGAAUGAUGGUCUUCAGGCCCGACUGCAUAAGGUGAGAAGACUGUGCUGCUUCUGGAAAGUGGUGGGAGAGGAGAUAUGCAGAGGUACUGAGUUUAAGAAUCCAGAGGCAGUCAGUAUACCAGGCUAUAAUGCACAUCUCCAGCUCUUUGUGAAAGAUGGUAAGGCUUGUGCUCGUUUAUUUGUUCUGAAGACUUUCAGUGAGUGGAAAUCAGAAUUUAAAAAGUCUUGGAUCGGGUUCUAUUCCUCUCCAGAUAAAGCCACAAAUCACUAUGAAUGGUGGCAGUGGCAAUGGGCAACUAAAUUCAGACCUAACGCUGACCUGGAGGACUCCUCUUAUAAUGUCUAUGAGUAUCACUCAGGUAUGGCAAUUGCUCCAGGAGUUCAAGCACGAUUCAUACUCAGGGGUGAGGAGGUUAAAGCACGCACUCCUAGCUGGAGGUGAAGACUGAUAGAGAUACGCUAUAGUACACUAUAAUAGAGCUACACUUCAAAAACACAUCUGGACAUUUGGAGCUUUAUAGCUCUAGUAAGAAAACUGCAGUUACUUAGUAACAACCCAAACUCCUCUCUAAAUGGCUCUUUUUGCACAUCAUAAUGCACUGUUAUGGUCAUAAAGCGAAGGCUUUGUUCAUGCAACAAUGUCAUGCUCCAGCACGUCUAAUGUAAGUGUAGAUGUAAAUAGCUCUGAUGGAUAAAUAAAACUGUAUAUUACCUAUGAUUUUGUAUUCUUCCUGUAAUGUUGAACAUUGUGUGUUCAUUAAACCAUAUUCUGUGUAUCA